AUGUCCGCCUUCACGGCCGUGAAAGUGCUGGCCUCGGGCCCCUUCGCCGGCAGGUCCUCCUCAGGCGACAAGGCGGCUGCAUCCGCCUGGAUCGGGUCCUCUUCGUGCAGGAUCCUCCGCCCCUUCCACCCUCAUCAGCCAUUCUCGUCUGUGUCUUCUUCUUCCCCUUCCAUUCUGCGCCCGAUCCAGGCCGUCUCCUCCUCCGAUGUGCUCAGCUCGAAGAUCGAACCGAAUUCCCCGCUCUCCAACCUGGUAAUCCUCCCUUCCAUUUGCAGAAGAUCCCGGAUCUUUCCCGGAUGGUGCUCUCACGGGCUGGGUUUCUGCAGCUGAUCACGCGAGAGGAGGCGCUGGAUCUGUACGAGGACAUGGUUCUCGGGCGGUCGUUUGAGGACAUGUGUGCUCAGAUGUACUACCGGGGGAAGAUGUUUGGUUUCGUCCACCUCUACAAUGGGCAGGAGGCCGUUUCAACAGGGUUCAUCAGGCUUCUCAAGAAGGAGGACUCCGUCGUCUCCACCUACCGCGACCAUGUCCACGCCCUCAGCAAGGGGGUCCCAGCUCGCGCUGUCAUGGCGGAGCUCUUCGGCAAGGCCACCGGCUGCUGCCGUGGGCAGGGCGGCUCCAUGCACAUGUUCUCCGCCGAGCACAAUCUUCUCGGUGGGUUCGCCUUCAUCGGAGAAGGAAUCCCCGUGGCCACCGGCGCUGCCUUCACCUCCCGCUACCGCCGCGAGGUGCUCAAGGAAGCCAACUGCGAUUAUGUUACCCUCGCGUUCUUCGGGGACGGCACCUGCAACAAUGGCCAGUUCUUCGAGUGCUUGAACAUGGCCGCCCUAUGGAAGCUGCCCAUCAUCUUCGUGGUGGAGAACAACUUGUGGGCGAUUGGAAUGUCCCACCUGCGGGCAACCUCGGACCCAGAGAUCUGGAAGAAGGGACCUGCAUUUGGGAUGCCUGGGUUUCAUGUCGAUGGGAUGGAUGUGCUCAAGGUGAGGGAGGUGGCUAAGGAGGCUAUUGGAAGGGCAAGGCGAGGAGAGGGGCCGACGCUGGUCGAGUGUGAGACCUACAGGUUCCGUGGCCACUCGCUGGCUGAUCCGGAUGAACUCCGAAACCCUGGUGAGAUUGCAUCUUCCUCAGUGGCCCCCUGAAUUGACUUUUCGUCCAAGUUUCAAUGGCUUUCCCCUCUCAUUUUCUUCAAUGGGUAGUAGCAUUUUUAUUUAUAAAUAUAAAUUAUGCUAUUUUUAUUGCAGUGUAGGCGAUAUGGUGCUUUGUGAUCCAGUAUUUAAAUGGAUCCCAAUUUAAUUUAGUCAUAUGCUUCAUAAAAAUACGAUGUUAUUAGAUCCCAUUCUACCAUGGAAACAUAUUUUUGAUUGGAUUAUUAGGCGCCUAAACAACGAAACAUAGAAUAACUCGCAAUCUGUUUUCUGGACAUGGAAUCAUUGCCACUGAUGGCAUUAUUGGCAUCUUGAAUCUGCUUUGACUUUGCAAGAUAUUCCUGAUUGGAAAUGGAAUCAAAGAAACUAUGCCUCGCAUUAUUAUUAUAUGGACUUGGGGAAUCUUGAACACUCUAUAUUUUAUAUUUUUAGGACUUAUUUUAUAGAGAUGUUGAUUUUAUAUUAUGACUACUGAAUCCCAUUCAUACCCAGAAAAAGUCAACUCCUCUUUGCUAAGAAUUCUCCUUGACCUGGAGUACGCAUAGCAUGAUUCCUCGGCUUAAUCACGUAUCAAAUUGCGAUCUGAUCAAUUUCGUCUUACAACAUGUUACCCAUUUGGGGAUGGCUUGAUCUACCGUAUAAAGGGAAUUUUUUUUUUCUCAAGUCAACUGUCGAUGAAUCUCCAUCUCCAGAACCAUUUCAAAAGAGGUUGACUCCCAGAACCCAUUGUUAAGAGGAGUCCUUUUUUUUGUUGAUCUCAAUGCCUCAACGUAUUUGUGUGCGUUGACCUUCAUUUUAAGAUAUCGAUUCCAUUUGCCCUUUUCGAUUUGUUUUCUUGGAUCUGCUCAUACUAUCGAAACAUCGAGCUCUUUGAAUACAGUGAUGCCAGAUAAUGUCUGCAUUCGAAGGAACGUUGACUUCGUAUAAGAACUUCAUUAUAACGUUGACUUAUUCCGUGGAAUUUGUCCUUUUAUUGCUCAUUUCAAGUAUGGAAUGGCAGAUAAAAUUUAAAGGAACUCGAGCAAUUAUGGGAAAAAAAUCUGAAUUGUGCUCAUCUCCUCCCCAGAUUCUUCAUCUAUUGAUUAUUCCCUCCAUCUUUUCUCCCGUCCCCAAAUAUUGGAAAUGAUUUUAGUUUUGAUAAAAUAAAUAAAUGCAUCCCGUUAUUUAAUCUCCUCACGAUCUUGUCUCUGUUCUAUUCCAGAUGAAAAAGCCCGCUAUGCUGCGAGGGAUCCAAUUGUAGCUCUGAAGAAAUACGUGAUCGAGCACAAUCUGGCGACCGAAUCCGACUUGAAGGCCAUCGAGAAGAAGAUCGACGAGGUGAUUGAGGAAGCGGUGGAGUUCGCCGACGCAAGCCCCCCUCCCCCUCGGAGCCAGUUGCUGGAGAACGUAUUUGCCGACCCAAGGGGCUUCGGGAUCGGGCCUGACGGCAAGUACCGCUGCGAGGACCCUGGGUUCACCCAGGGCACCGCUGAGGUUUGA
Messenger RNA from Spirodela intermedia, 2624 nucleotides. The record is from the annotation of a GenBank genome assembly. Lineage: Eukaryota; Viridiplantae; Streptophyta; Magnoliopsida; Alismatales; Araceae.